CCUCCACUCUACACACAGAUCACGUGACCUCCACUUCCUGUACUAUUGUCUGUUUCUUGUUGGUUACAUUAAAGUUCAUUUUAAAAGGGUGGAGCUUGUGGAGGCCACGUGUUUCCUGGUGACGGUGGAGCUCCAGCUGCAGAGAUUUACAAUAAAGUUCAGUAUAAAAAAAAAAAAGAAGCGUAGUGGAGGUCACGUGCUUCCUGUCAUCGGUGGAGCUCCACUCUGCAGCCAUUUCGGCAAUUGUCAGAACCCGGAAGUGUCGGAGAGAGAAGAGGAGGAUGUACGGAUGGACUCCUUGCUGGCUCAGUACAAGUCUUGGCUGCUGGUUGCCUCCUCUCAGGGGGAUUCGGCUCCGGACACGGAUCUGGUGGAGACGGUGAGACGGAGAAUCCUGGAAGAUCCCGACCUGCACAACGCUCUCCACAAUGAUGCCUUCUCCUUGAUUGCUGGUGGCCUCCGGGACCAAUCAGAUCUCCUCUCCUCCCUGAACCGUAUGGCUGGUGCCUUCCAGGCCCUGGAGCAGGCCGCCCUCCAUCUUUAUUUUACUCCUUGGAGAAAAGAGUUUCAUACCAUAAAGACCUACUCCGGACAUUACAUUCACCUUCUGGAGCCGGCGUUCUCUCAGGAUGGAAUAUUCCUGUCUCUCGGUAAAUUGGGGUACGAAGCGCAGGAAGGCGGGGCUUGCCUGACUCUCCGUUCCCCGCCUCUAGCGCACGCGCUGUGUACGGCGGCCCUCGGCUUCCUUGCUGGUCAGUUGGAAUGUCGCAUUUUGGCCGACAUCGUCCUCAUCUCCGGACCUGAGCUGGUGAACGGAGCCGACCUCAUCCAGGAGAGGAAGACCUGGAGAGGAGAAGCUGCAUGUAUGGAGAGGCUGCAGAAACUCGUCCAGGAAGUUCCCAAAUCUCCUCCCAACAUGGAAGUGCAUAAAAGUUGUGACUUGAAUCAAGUUGGAGAAGAAUUGUAUCGACCCAAAUUCUGCGACCAUUGCCACGAGACCUGGGACCAGCAUGUGAAUGGGGGAUGUAGGGAAAGAACCGAGAGUCUUGUUCUCCUCGAGAGGAAAGGAGAACUCCUCCCCCAUGGAGAGGACGCCGGCUACGCGUUUCGGGCACAGGCUGAAUUCACCAUGCAUGACUGUGUGUACGCAGACGGUUCUUUGGCGCAAUGUUGUGCGGAGUGUCGCCUCCUCCACAGCUCUUCCUGUCCGUGGCUGGCGGUGUGUAAGAGCUCCAGCCAUCCGGUUACUCAGCUGACUCCUCUGAAGAAGCGGGAAGCCGUGAUGGAGGAAGAGGGUAAGAAAUACACGCUGCACUUCUGCUUACAGCCGGGGAAGUUACCCCAUUACCGCUGUUCCCAGUGCCGGGAGCUUCAUUACAUAAACUGCAAGCAGCUGGAACAGUGCCGAGGCAACCAGCACAGCGCCCAAAUGAUCAUGCUGGAGAAGGACCAGCGGCUGUGGUUACGCCGGAGCCUCAUGGACCUCAACCGGCUGUGUGUAGAGGGGGGCGGGGCAGUAUAAUGGUCCGCGCUUCUGCUAUCACCAGGGAACCAAUCAGAAUAGAGAAAUGGAGCCUCCUAUUGUCAACCUGUGUUUGUGUUUUGCUACCGAUAAACAUUCGUUAUAUUUCCAAGUCAGUGCCGUGUGAGGGGAUUGUCCGUUUUUUUUUAGAAGGAGAAGUCCAGCUUUGGCUGGAAUGCAAUUAAUUUUUCAUUCCUGUGACCUGUUUUCAGCAGAGAGCGGGCUGAAGUCUCUGCUGACGUCACUGGAAUCAGUCCAGGCAUCGGGUCACAUCCCGACAAUACAGUCUGGAUCCACCAGGUGUCUGCACUGACACCCGUCUCAGCCUCUCAGUGAGCCGUUCCCCGCCCCCCAUCCAGUG
Rana temporaria (common frog) is the source of this 1883-nucleotide messenger RNA. It is a transcript of the gene SPATA2L, whose product is annotated as spermatogenesis associated 2 like. Gene Ontology annotation, cellular component: cytoplasm. The record is from RefSeq and is a predicted model, not a curated record. NCBI's taxonomy places the organism in Eukaryota, Metazoa, Chordata, Amphibia, Anura, Ranidae. The coding region runs from base 290 to 1522 and encodes 410 amino acids. The transcript is spliced from 3 exons.